AAAAGCCCCCACUGAGGACGCUCCACGACCACUGAGCGCAACACGGGCGCAACUGGUGCGUGACCAUUGCGCGCAACUUUCCCAGACACCGGGCUGUAAUAUAAACUUUGCAGGAAAUUCUGAAAAGAACUCGGGAGUGCGUGUGUUUGAUUUGAACUGUUUUUUUUUUAACUUCAUCGACCAAUGUGGCUUCUUGGAUCACCCUCCCAAGUGAUGAUGAUGGACGAGCGCCUGUCUCCCUCCACGCGCUCUGUGCAGAGUCCGGGAAACAACCCGUCCACAGUCCACAGCAUAGACGCGAUACUGGGAUUUAAGGAGGACACCAUCUUCCACAAAUCAGCCGCUUACAGCAUGACGGAAAAAGUCAAAGACCCUGAACGCAACGGGAAUGUAAUUGUAACGCCGGCGAAGAAAAGUCACUACUCAGAAAGUUUUGACAGUGUCGCUGAAGCGUCGCUGUGCCCGGACUCGCCGGACGCGGACGGGAAACUGUCCGACGACGAAAACCCCAAAAAGAAACACCGCCGGAACCGCACCACGUUCACCACCUUCCAGUUACACGAACUGGAAAGAGCUUUCGAGAAGUCCCAUUAUCCGGACGUGUACAGCAGAGAGGAGCUGGCGCUGAAGGUCAACCUGCCCGAGGUCCGAGUGCAGGUGUGGUUUCAAAACAGACGAGCGAAGUGGCGUCGGCAGGAGAAGCUGGAGGUGAGCUCCAUCAAGCUCCAGGACACCUCCUCCUCCCUGCUCUCCUUCAGCCGCUCCCCCACCAGCGGCCUGGCCCCCGGCCUGCAGCUGGACUCCUGGCUCUCCACGCCGCUCGCCGCCUCCACCUCCCUGCAGUCGCUGCCCGGCUUCAUCGGCGGCUCGCAGGGCCUCUCGGGCGCUUACGCGCCCUCCCCCCCCCCCUCCAUGCCGUCGUCUCUGCCGGCCUCCUUCCUGAGCUCCCCGGCCCUGGGACCCAGCCCUCACCUGCCCCACAUUGGCUCUAUGUGCCCCCCGCCCACUGCGUACCAGUGCUCAGCUGAUCCAAGGAACUCCAGUAUUGCCUCACUGCGGAUGAGAGCCAAGGAACACAUUCAGUCUAUUGGGAAGACGUGGUGAUGCGGAGAGUUGGACUAACGAGUGAACGCUGUGCUUCAGGCUGAUGGACUGCAACAUUUUCAAAGAUUUUGAUAAAGGAUGAAAUCUGACAUUCAGGACUAGAGACAUCGCUGAUCUGUGACGGAAGCUGUGAAACCACUGUAAAACACGGAAGUACUGAUACACAGUGUUCUUCUCUGCUACUUGUUUAUACUGUGAAGUCUGAUCCAGUGUUGUGUUACUGUUGUGACAAAAAAAGAACCCGUAUCAGUAUUAUUUUCUCCUGUUGUAGUUGUAAAUGGGGUGGCUCCUCUUUUUAGUUCCUUCUUCCCUCGUUUGCAUCAAAGAUUUAUCAAAUGUGACUAUUUUCUCUAUACAAUAAACUGUAAAAUCCAGCAUUAAUAAUGACUUAUUUUUAUUGACUGUGUGCAGCAUUUGCGAUGUCACAAACGCUCUGCUGGCGUCACAGGACACAGAGUUGUCGUCCUCCACUUCCUCCUCCUGUUGUUCUGUGUUUGUCAACCCACUUAUUUCCCCCUCAUUAACUCUGCUAGACUUUAUCCCAUUCACUGCUGGCAUUAGACUCAUAAUGACGAGGUGAAAGUGGCUUGUACCUCUUUUGUUCACCGAUCAUCCGUGGCAAACGUGUUAAGCGAACAGCACAGCGAACUUCCCUUUGGCUAAAAGAGAAACGAGUGUAAACGGUGUCAGACUGUGAUCUGUUAUAUCAACAACUGCUCCUGUCAGCUGAUAAUAGAUGCCAUUAUUACUGGGGUGUGUAUGUGUCUGAGUGUAGCAGAUCUUUUUCUUUCAACACUCCUUACAUUAACUAUUAACUGCUUUGACACUGUAAUUUUACAUGUUGCUAUGACUGAUGAAUUUCUUAAAAUGCAAGAGUUCCUAAAAUUAUUAGUUUUGCACCAUCUGGUGGUCUAAAGUGGUUACUGCAUG
Molecule: messenger RNA, 2034 nt
Organism: Betta splendens (Siamese fighting fish)
Lineage: Eukaryota; Metazoa; Chordata; Actinopteri; Anabantiformes; Osphronemidae
Gene: rax
Product: retinal homeobox gene 3
Exons: 3
Coding region: 184-1104 (306 amino acids)
Biological process (GO): positive regulation of transcription by RNA polymerase II
Molecular function (GO): DNA-binding transcription factor activity, RNA polymerase II-specific; RNA polymerase II cis-regulatory region sequence-specific DNA binding
Source: RefSeq, a predicted model, not a curated record